Oenanthe melanoleuca is the source of this 4153-nucleotide messenger RNA. RefSeq names its product SLU7 homolog, splicing factor (gene SLU7). The record is from RefSeq and is a predicted model, not a curated record. Gene Ontology annotation, biological process: mRNA splicing, via spliceosome. The coding region runs from base 313 to 2055 and encodes 580 amino acids. Lineage: Eukaryota; Metazoa; Chordata; Aves; Passeriformes; Muscicapidae. Gene Ontology annotation, cellular component: spliceosomal complex. The transcript is spliced from 16 exons. Gene Ontology annotation, molecular function: pre-mRNA 3'-splice site binding.
GAGCGCGGCCGCGGGGCAUUGUGGGGCGGCGGUGCGGCCUGGUAGGUAAACAGGGCUGAGGGGACGGGCGGUGUUCGCCACCGGGACCGAUACUGGCACUGGCACCGGCACCGGCACUGGCACCGGCACUGGCACCGGGACCGGGACCGGGACCCGUGAGGGCGGCUGCUCUAGGCUCCGAGGAAGUGCUGGGGUUCCCUGCCCCAGCCUGUGCCCAGGCCUGGCGCUGUUUCGCUGCGGUCGCUCUCUCGCGUCUCUUCCGGGGUCCGCGCAGACCCGGGUGUUACGUUAACAAAAAGGAAAAAAGCUAAAAUGGCCUCAGGUGCGGUAGCGAACGCCCCUCCUGCAGGAGGGACAAACGAUGUGAGCCUGGAGGAACCAAAGAAGAUGACGAGGGAAGAUUGGAGGAAAAAGAAGGAAUUAGAAGAGCAGAGAAAACUGGGAAAUGCACCUGCAGAAGUGGAUGAAGAAGGAAAAGAUAUCAACCCUCACAUUCCUCAGUACAUCUCCUCAGUACCAUGGUACAUAGAUCCCUCUAAAAGACCCACCCUGAAGCAUCAGAGACCUCAGCCAGAGAAGCAGAAGCAGUAUAACUCCUCUGGAGAUUGGUACAAACGGGGAGUUCAGGAGCACGCUGUGGCCACGCGCUACCGCAAGGGAGCCUGUGAGAACUGCGGGGCCCUGACCCACAAGAAGAAGGACUGCAUGGAGAGACCCAGGAAAGUUGGAGCAAAAUACACAGGCAUGAAUAUUGCCCCAGAUGAGCAUGUGCAGCCUCAGCUGAUGUUUGACUAUGAUGGGAAGCGAGACAGGUGGAAUGGUUAUAACCCAGAGGAGCACAUGAAAAUUGUCGAGGAAUAUUCCAAGGUUGAUUUGGCCAAACGUACCCUGAAAGCCCAGAAGCUUCAGGAGGAGUUGGCAUCAGGGAAGCUGGAGCAAGUGAACUCCCCAAGACACCAGUGGGGAGAAGAGGAAUCAAAUUCACAGACAGAAAGAGAUCAUAACAGUGAGGAUGAAGAUGAAGACAAAUACGCAGAUGACAUCGAUAUGCCUGGGCAGAACUUUGACUCCAAAAGACGCAUCACCGUCCGAAAUCUACGGAUCCGGGAAGAUAUUGCUAAGUACUUGAGGAAUCUAGAUCCAAACUCUGCUUAUUAUGAUCCCAAAACAAGAGCAAUGAGGGAGAACCCUUAUGCCAACACAGGCAAGAAUCCAGACGAGGUUGGUUAUGCAGGUGACAACUUUGUUCGCUACACAGGCGAUACCAUCUCAAUGGCACAGACUCAGUUGUUUGCCUGGGAGGCUUAUGACAAAGGCUCUGAAGUUCAUCUUCAAGCAGACCCCACAAAAUUAGAGCUCCUUUAUAAAUCCUUCAAAGUGAAAAAAGAAGAUUUCAAGGCACAGCAGAAAGAAAGCAUCCUAGAAAAGUAUGGAGGACAAGAACAUUUAGAUGCCCCUCCAGCUGAACUGCUGUUAGCUCAAACAGAAGAUUAUGUGGAGUAUUCUAGGCAUGGAACAGUCAUCAAAGGACAGGAGAAAGCUAUUGCUUGUUCUAAGUAUGAAGAGGAUGUGAAGAUCAACAACCAUACAUGCAUUUGGGGCUCGUAUUGGAAAGAAGGCAAGUGGGGUUACAAGUGCUGUCACUCCUUUGUCAAGUACUCCUACUGUACAGGAGAAGCUGGGAAAGAAAUUGCUAAUGCAGAGGCAAGUUUAAUGGAAGAGCAGCCUGAGGAGGAAGAACACAUGACAAAACCCAAAACACUGAUGGAGAUCCACCAAGAGAAACAGAAAGAGAAGAAAAAGAAGAAGCACAAGAAGAGCUCAAAUUCUGACAGUGAGGGUGAAGAGAAGAAGAAGCAAGAAAAACUAAAGAAGGCUCUGAAUGCUGAGGAGGCUCGACUUCAGCACAUCAAAGAAAUCAUGCAGUUAGAUGAGAGGAAGAGACCAUACAACAGCCAGUAUGAAGCCAGGGAACCAACAGAAGAGGAGAUGGAGGCCUACAGAAUGAAAAGGCAGAGACCUGAUGACCCCAUGGCCUCUUUCCUUGGGCAGUAGUCACAGAGAGCAUCAUUCCAGUACAUGAGGCUUUUUGCACAGCUGUUUACAACUCUCUAGACACUUGAUUCCUUUGCACAUGUCUAAAAUGGCAGAGACCUUUUUGUGCUCCAAGGAACUUUGUGAAAGCUUCUUUCAGCAGACAUGAAGUCUAUUACUUACUGGAGUUUUGUAAAUGUGUGUGUAUGUAUACAAAUACAGACAUAUACAUAUACACACAUAUAUGUAAUAUAUGUGUAGAUAAAAUACACACACCUACUCUGUAAAUUCUUGAAGGGAAGAGAUCUAGCUGAAAUCCUACCUUUAGUUGGCCAACUAAUGCAUAAAGUUGUGAUACAGUAAAACUAACUAGUCAGAAGAAAUGGUCAGCAGGUGUCAAUAUAGAACCAAAAACUGUUGACAAAAAAUUGACACAACUAUUUCUAGAGCAUUUUUUCUUGUAAAGACUGUCUCAUGAUUGAAAAGAAUACAUAGUUUCUUGGUAACUUUGCAGUAAGUACUUUGGAAAUGUAAAAAUUUAUUGCUUUGUUCUGGUUACAUCAAUAUAAAGAUCUUAAGUGCUGUCUAGCCUUUUAAAUGGAAGGGUUAGGGGAAGCUGACUGUAGCAUUUUUAAAUUCUAGUUGUUUCUUCAGAUACAUUUCCAGAUAAAUUUCAAUUGCAAAGAUCUGAGUUCUUGGGUUUCCUUUUGAUGACAUGGUGUGACACCUGUGUUAGGCUCUAAUCCUAUGUGAGAAGGUGAAGCAGAAUCUGCUUAAUUCUGGCAAUAUUAGUCCUUAAUUUGGGAGUUUUCCCCUUUUAACUAAUGAAAAGUUGAAGAACUGUGUAAAAAAUCUGCACAGCAUGACUUUAGAGUUGGAAGGCUUGGGAAUUGCUUCUAUUGAGGCUUAAACUGUCUUUCCAAGGAAAAACUGCUCUUCUCCAUAAAUAAGUAGAUACAGAAAACAUACCUGUAAGUGUCCUGUGUGUGAUUUCACAGGUGCUUUGGGGACUGAAUGUUUUGAUUUGGCACAUGUAGCUGAUAAUGGCAAUUCUGCACUGCUCUGCAAGGCAGUUCUGUAUUAAUACAAUAUUUGAUAUUCUUAUUGGUGACCAGAAUUUUGAGUAUUUACUGUGUGUCAGAUCCUCUGCCACACAGUAAAAGCAAACUAUCUGAAUUAGCUGAUUUGAACUGAAUUGCUCUUCUCAGGGCUGUAGCACCUGAGGUUGUGCCAGCACAACUGCAACUGCUGCUGGCUUGGUCAGCACCAAGUUUAAUUUGAGGGAAGAGGAGCUGUCAGAAAGGUUCCCUGAAUUAUUUACAUACCUUUCUCAAAGCUGCAGUUCAGUCUAAAAAAAAAAGUUUCGUCUGAAAGACUUGAUUCUUAAUAAAGGAGGUGAUUCAGAAAUAGCACAAGAAGUAACACAAAGGAAAUUUCAAGACUAACUUUGUAAGCUGUGGAUUGACUGCAUGGAAGCUUUAAUCCAUUGAGUCUCUACUGAAUUUAUGUUAAGUGAUUGUUUAGGGAUUAAAAUUCACUGCUAAAUUUAGCAUAUAGUUUUCACCAAUGAGUCAACCCAAGCACUUGAGGCAAUAGUUGAUCCUUGCCGGCUCUUUAAUCUGAACUCUAAAGGAAGAGAGUUAUUUUAAAGGGCUUCAGGUUAUUUAUUUUAACCUUGAGAAGAAAGCAUUAUCCUUUUAUCCUGAGACUUGUUCUUAAAAGCUGCAACAUUUAUCAGAUGAUUUAAAAAAACCCUCAUGCAUACAUUUCCAGCUAGAAUAUACUCCAGUGAGAUGGAUAAACAUUUGUCAGAGUAGCAGGAAAUGUGAAGCAAUGCUGAUACACUUAGAACCUAUCAGGAAUAAACAGACCUGUCUGGUUUUUGUCACAAAUAUGAAAUGGCAUUUCUCCUCUUUGGGAGUUUAUCCUUGGUGCAGCACUUCAUACAUAUGUAAGGUUAUUUCUUGGAUCAUGAAGUUUUUUGCACUUGUCCCAGUUACUGUAUAGGCUUCUCCAAGAACAGGAAAGGAGUAUGGUCAGAAUUAAAAAAUACCAUUUUGCUCUUCACCUACAUUGGGCUGUCCAAUAAAUAAAAAUACCAAUCCUGCUUCAAAGCAAA